AUGUUCAUCGCGCGAUCGGAAUAUGGUAAGCUCUAUAGCACCUCCUCUCCGAUGCGCACCUUCUCCCCCGAAGGGCGUCUGUUCCAGGUCGAAUACUCGCUUGAAGCUAUCAAACUGGGAUCGACAGCGAUUGGUGUAGCUACCUCGGAAGGUGUCAUUCUAGGAGUGGAGAAGCGUGUCACAUCUACGCUUCUCGAAGCGUCGUCCGUCGAAAAGAUUGUCGAGAUUGACCAGCACAUCGGAUGUGCCAUGUCCGGUUUGCAGGCCGAUGCCCGGUCCCUCGUCGAGCACGCCCGCGUUGAGUGUCAGAACCAUGCCUUUCACUAUGCAGAGCCUCUGAGAGUAGAGAGCACGACCCAAGCGAUCUGCGACCUUGCACUGCGAUUCGGCGAGACCGGUGAUGAUGAUGAAAGUGUCAUGAGCAGGCCUUUUGGCGUUGCCCUAUUAAUCGCGGGUUACGAUGAGGAUGGGCCGCAACUGUAUCACGCCGAGCCAUCCGGCACAUUUUACAGAUAUGAUGCAAAGGCCAUCGGGUCCGGAAGCGAAGGUGCGCAGGCGGAAUUACAGAAUGAAUACCAUCGUUCCUUGACACUGCCCGAGGCCGAGACACUGGUAUUGAAAACGCUGAAACAGGUUAUGGAGGAGAAGUUGGAUGCGAAGAAUGUCCAGCUGGCUAGCGUUACUAAAGAAAAGGGCUUUCAUAUCUACAAUGACGAGGAGAUGGGCCGGGCUGUUGCGCAAUUGGGCGGUAAUCAAUGA
Messenger RNA from Aspergillus fischeri NRRL 181, 759 nucleotides. It is a transcript of the gene pup2, whose product is annotated as proteasome core particle subunit alpha 5. The transcript has 4 exons. The record is from RefSeq and is a predicted model, not a curated record. Gene Ontology annotation, cellular component: proteasome core complex; proteasome core complex, alpha-subunit complex; nucleus. Gene Ontology annotation, biological process: proteasome-mediated ubiquitin-dependent protein catabolic process. NCBI's taxonomy places the organism in Eukaryota, Fungi, Ascomycota, Eurotiomycetes, Eurotiales, Aspergillaceae. The coding region runs from base 1 to 759 and encodes 252 amino acids.